AUGACCUAUUCUCUCCCAAUCACCCGCCUGUACCCCUCGUCACUCCACCCUCCCCUUCCGAACUCUCCUUACCUCUCCUCCUCUCCACCACCAGCCCAAGGGCCGCAUUGCAGAGAAACCCAACGCGGGAGGAGCCCCCCCAGCAGAUGGGCGGAAUGGGAAGGGCGGGGUUGGCAGCAUGAUGUUUCGCUGCUUCAGUCCCACUCUCUCCUACCCGCCCAUGCCUCUCUCCCCACUCCUUCAAUUCCCCUACCGCUCUCUCUCAGCAGGAGAAACUCGGUGCUGGUGAAGGAAGAUGAUGGCUGCAAAAGCAGCAUCCCCCUCUCCACCUUUCCCCUCCCCCUCUCCACCCUUCCCGUCCCCCUCUCCACCCUUCCCGUCCCCCUCUCCACCCUUCCCCUCCCCCUUCCACCCUUCCCCUCCCCCUCUCCACCCUUCCCCUCCCCCUCUCCACCCUUCCCCUCCCCCUCUCCACCCUUCCCCUCCCCCUCUUCACCCUUCCCCUCCCCCUCUCCACCCUUCCCCUCCCCCUCUCCACCCUUCCCCUCCCCAUCUCCACCCUUCCCCUCCCCCUCUCCACCCUUCCCCUCCUCCUCUCCCCUCACCAGGAGAAGUUAG
Closterium sp. Naga37s-1 is the source of this 618-nucleotide messenger RNA. The record is from the annotation of a GenBank genome assembly. NCBI's taxonomy places the organism in Eukaryota, Viridiplantae, Streptophyta, Zygnematophyceae, Desmidiales, Closteriaceae.